AUGAGACCAGCUACACGUACCAGUAGGCUGAAAGUGGUGGCAGUUCUCGCUUUCGUUUUCACUGUGUCGUUGUCGAAUGCUCUAUCAUCCUUGUCCAUUCCACUGCCCGAUACGUUUCCAAGUCCCAGCAAUACAUUCACCACAGCUUCAGGCCUUCCUGUUUGUCGCUAUGCUCUAGGAGGUGCUGCUCGCAGCACCCAACCAGAGACCCUCCCUUCCCAGUAUUUUGACUGGCUUUUGAACGCGGAAAACUCCAGUGGUAAAAAGCAGUCUGAGUUUCCAUUUGGAGCUCCAUUCUUCUUUUACUACAAUCCUCAUCGGUAUCCAGACUUUCUGAGCGGCAUCCAAGCGCUCUGUUGUCAGAGCAGAGAACAGCGUGAGAACCUUUUCAUUGCUAGUGGUGGUACGGAACGAUCGCCUGCAGAAAUGGAGCAGAGAUUGCAAGAUGCCUUGCAGAAAUGCGGAGGCGAGUACUUGGACCUGUUCGUCUUGGAGUAUGUCUGUUCCUACGAAUGGAAGCGUUCAGACCUCCACGAUGCCAUGGCGCAGGCGCAAGAGUGGAAACGACAGGGUCUUGUACGUCAUGUCGGAGCUUCGACGCAUUCGCAUGAGGUAGGAGCCCUCUUGGCGGCCGAGGAUGCCAUUGAGACAGUCAUGUUGCGCUACAGCAUGUCCCACAAGGACGCUGCCGAACGCCUGUCGUUUCCUGCUUGCGCCCAAUACGACAAACCAGUUCUGGCAUUUACCACAACGAGAUGGAAUCGUCUUCAAGACGGGCAUCAUGAAUGGGACGAUGACGCACCAUCGACGGGGGAUUGUCUGUCAUUUGCCCUUCAAUCUCCUCUAGUCGAAUGCAUAUUGCACUCGGCAAGAGAUGAAGAAGAGCUGGAAGAGGCGUUGAUGGGAUUCCAUCAGAGCAUGUCCAAGGAGAAAGUCGACCAGUGGCGAUCCUAUGGAGACUUGGAUUGGAACUCUGGAGAUGGAUUCGAUGAAUACCCCGAGGAGAGGGAGGAGUGA
Seminavis robusta is the source of this 1017-nucleotide messenger RNA. Lineage: Eukaryota; Bacillariophyta; Bacillariophyceae; Naviculales; Naviculaceae. The record is from the annotation of a GenBank genome assembly.